Molecule: messenger RNA, 1611 nt
Organism: Sorex fumeus (smoky shrew)
Lineage: Eukaryota; Metazoa; Chordata; Mammalia; Eulipotyphla; Soricidae
Gene: CCDC86
Product: coiled-coil domain containing 86
Exons: 4
Coding region: 56-1162 (368 amino acids)
Cellular component (GO): nucleolus
Source: RefSeq, a predicted model, not a curated record
UGCGGGGCGCCCGGAGUCUGCACGUGUGCCCGGGUUGGGAACCUUCCUGGGAAUCAUGGAUACGCCGCGGAGGCGCAGCAGGCGGCUGGAGGGUCUGAGGCCGGAGCCCCCUGAGAACUCCGCCUCAGUUCUGCGCGUGAAACGGGCCCUGGUGGAGAUCGAAUCAGGCGAUCCAGAAGUAACCAGGGAGCCCGGGUCUCCUCGGAGCUUGCGGCAGCCGGACCCCGGGUCCCCCGGACAUCAGCCGGAGACAAGCCCGGGGUCUCCCCUUCUGCAGCACUGUGCAUCCCGGAAGCCCCCCCAAAGGCUGCCAGAGCCGUGCUCACGGCCCCCCCAGCUUCAGCAAGAGCCAAGCUUGGAGUCACCCCGAAAACCACCAGAAUCGAGUCCAGAUCCCCCCCGGCGGGAGCCAGAGCCAAAGAAGGAGCCCCCGGCGAGAUGCGAGGUGCGCGAAGACCCGGGCACGGAGCCAGGCCCGGGGUCCCCCCGACAUGAGGCGCAGCUGGGCUCGGAAUCACUGGAGCCUUGCCCGGGCCAGGCAGCCCCGGGUCCGGAACCCUCGGGGCCUCUGCAGGAGCUGACACGCCAGUCCCCCGGAACCCCUCGGGCUCUGCCUGAACCGCGCAAGCCUCCCCCGGCCCGGGACGUGGCCACAGACGACAUCGGGGCAAAGAAGCGGAAAGGGUCGGCAGCCCCGGCCCCCGCGGAAAAGAAGUCCAAGAAGGAGGAGAUGCCCGUAAUUCCGAAGGGGAAGCCCAAGUCGGGGCGUGUGUGGAAGGAUCGCUCCAAAAAGAGGUUCUCCCACAUGGUGCAGGACAAGCCCCUGCGAACCUCCUGGCAGCGGAAGAUGAAAGAGCGGCAGGAGAGGAAGCUGGUCAAGGACUUUGCACGCCACCUAGAGGAGGAGAAAGCUCGACUCCGGGAGGAGAAGAAGCAGCGCCGUGCCGAGAACCUGAAGCGCCGCUUGGAGAAUGAGCGGAGGGCGGAGGUGGUGCAGGUGAUCCGGAACCCGGCCAAGCUGAAACGCGCCAAGAAGCGGCAGCUGCGCUCCGUGCAGAAGCGGGACACCCUGUUCGCGCUGCAGAAAACGCCGCCCCGGCAGCUACCGGCUGAGCUCGGGUCGCAGAGGGUCGGAGGGGCCGGGGAGCAGGGGCCUCCCUGAACCACCUCUCACACUCCCCCGGCCUGGACUCUGAGCCAGGGAGACCCUGGGGCAGCAGGAUCCGAGACCAAAGGGAAAUCCGGGACCCCGCAGAGGCAGAGAGAAGAGAGAGGUGGCGCCCCGGGCUCGGCCCCGCCCUCACCAAGUGCCUGCACCCCCGAGUGGAUUCUAGUGUCUCCCAGAGUCGGCGACUAGAGUUGGCUCCCCUGAAGCGUGGCUGUUUGCUCCCAAAUUCCUGGGCCCGGUCCAGACCCGCCAGCAAAUACCUAGCCCUCCCUUGCAGACAGCCUGGUGCCAACAGCACCCUUCCCUCCCUGGACAUUACUAAGGAGGAGGUUGUGGGGGGCAGCGUUUCUCUCUGGCUUCCCCCGCGGUAUCCCCCAGGUCAGCUGGGUGCUGCCCCACCCCAGGUGACAGCAAAAAAACCUUUAUUGACUCCACUGCCCCAC